Messenger RNA from Triticum aestivum (bread wheat), 817 nucleotides. Its product is annotated as non-specific lipid-transfer protein 4.1. The transcript has a single exon. Bases 236 to 583 code for a protein of 115 amino acids. The record is from RefSeq and is a predicted model, not a curated record. NCBI's taxonomy places the organism in Eukaryota, Viridiplantae, Streptophyta, Magnoliopsida, Poales, Poaceae. Gene Ontology annotation, biological process: lipid transport. Gene Ontology annotation, molecular function: lipid binding.
AAACAUUUAUGCAUUGGCUCACACCAAUCGAAUUUAUCCCUGUGGACGCAAUACUUGCCACAAUCAUAGUGUACAGUUUACUUACUACAAAUGGUAUCACAUGUUGGUUAGCAGCUCUAUUUAAGCCCAUGCACACCCUACGAAACACCUCACCGGUACAAUCACUUAGCAAAUCUAGCCCAUCUCACCAUCUCCAGCUGAGCUCAACACCACUACUACUGCAAACUCGAUAGGGAUGGCUCGCGGUGCAGCUACUCAGCUCGUGCUGGUCGCCAUGGUGGCCGCUAUGCUCCUCGUAGCCUGCGAUGCGGCGAUAUCCUGCGGUCAGGUGACCUCUGCCUUGAGCCCCUGCAUCUCCUAUGCACGCGGCAACGGCGCCAACCCGCCUGCGGCCUGCUGCAGCGGCGUCAGGAGUCUGGCCGGUGCAGCCCGGAGCACCGCUGACAAGCAAGCAGCGUGCAAGUGCAUCAAGAGCGCUGCUGGUGGGCUCAACGCUGGCAAGGCCGCCGGCAUCCCUUCAAAGUGCGGCGUCAGCGUCCCCUACGCCAUCAGCUCAUCUGUGGACUGUUCUAAGAUUCGUUGAUCGACCACUUCUUCUCAUCAUGGCUGCAUAUAGCUCCAGCGAUCUACGCUGAGUACGUUGAGGUCAUACACAUACAUAUACAUAUAUAUGAAUAAGUGCUCUCAUAUUAUCUCACUGCGUGACAGCGAGAGGAGUACCUACGUCCGGCCAGCUCUGCAUGGCAGGCCACACUGUUAUAUUGAUGUUUGGUUGUUCCUUCACCCUUUUGAGAGGACUCAUGAGUUUGUUCUUCUU